CCCCGCCGGAGCCCCACUAAUGCUGGGCUUGUGCCGGCGCAGCCGCCCUCGCCCAGCCCCAGCCGCGGGUGCCGGCGGGUGACGGGGUGCCGGGGGCGGCGGGGGGGGGCAGGCGGCCGCCCAGGCCGGCCGGCCGGGCUCCUGGCAGCGCCAUGCCCGGAGAAUCCAUCCCCAGCCAGGGUUUGGGGGGAUUGGAGAAGGAAAACGGGAUGCCGGAGGGAUCGGAGGCAGCCCCCCCGCCGGCCGGCGGCCCCCCGCCGCUGCCCACCAAGGAGGAGGCUCGUCCGCAGCCCGAGGGGGCCAGCUGCGACCCCGGCCCCCCCCCGGCCGCUGCCACCACCACCGCCGCCGCCCCCCUGGACACCCGCAUCGUCAUGGGCGAGGAGACCCGCUCCCCCGCCGCCCCCCCCGAGCUGCGGGGGGGUCCCGCCGUGCCUUGUCCCUUCCCCGCUCCCACCAAAGACAUCCCCCCCCCGCAGCACCACCGCCAAGGGGCCGAACCCCCCCAUCCCGUCAGACCCCCCCCACCUGCCGCCAACCUGGACCCCGAUCUCUUCUUCACCGCCCCCUCCACCCCCGUCAGGGUGGGGGGGUCCCGGUUACCGCCGCCCCCCCCCGAGGAGCAGACGGACGGGGAGAGCGAGGGGCUCUGCUCCCCCCCGACCUCCCCCUCCGGCUCCUACAUGACGGCGGAGGGGGGCAGCUGGGGGGGGUCCUCCGGCACCGCCAGCACCUCCCCGUCCUGCUCCCCCAACCUGGUGGCCGAGGCCGAAGCCAUGGCGGUGGCUGAGGAGGAAGAAGAGGGCGACGCCAUGAUGGGGGUGGACGCCAUGAUGGAGGUCAACGCCAUGGCGGUGCUGCCCAUGGAGUCCCCCGAGGAGGAGGAGGAAGAUGGGCCCUUCGCCCCGCCGGGGGAUGAUGAUGAGGAGGAUGAGGAUGGGCAGACGCCGGAGGAGGAUGAAGAGGAGGAAUGGGGGGUGUCGGAGGACGCGGGGCUGAUCCCGGCGGCCCUGCUGCCCUUCCGCGGCAGCCUCCUCUUCCAGGCGGAGGCGGUGGAGAUCGCCCCGCUGCCCCCCGCCGCCGCCGCCCCCCUGCCCCGCUCCGCCCAGGAGGAUGAGGAGGAGGAAGAGGAAGAAGAAGAGGAGGAGGAGGAAGAGGAAGGCGGCAGCACCUCGGCCUCCUUCCUGCGCUCCCUCUCCGAGACCUCCAUCACCGAGGGGGUGGACGAGUCCUUCGCCUUCCGCGACGACACCUCGGCCUCCUCCGACUCGGCCGCCUACGACGGGGAGGAGGACGAGCGGCUCUACGGCACCGAGCGCCAUGCCCUGGGGGCCGAGGGGGGGCCCCCCGCCGCCCGCACUCCCCCCCACGGCGGCGUCGAGCUCCACCUUCACGCCGGCAUGGCUCCGGCCACCUCGGCCUCGCCGGAGGAGUCCCCCCAGCACCACCACGGCCAGGAGCUGGUGGCCACCACGGAGGAGGAGCGGGAUGGCAGCGAGACCCCCCCGGCGCCUUCCGGAGAAGGUGGCAUGGAGCCGGAUGGCACCUUCCUCACCUCCUCUUCCUCCUCGGAGGCGGAGGAGGCCUCAGCCCCGGAGCACGGUGUCCCCAUGGGGUGUCCCCAGCCGGAGCUCCCCCAGGUCCCAGAGGAGGCGAUGGCGGGUGUCGAGGAGGAGCCGGUGGUGAAGGAUGAAUCCAUCACGGAGAUGGUGGCCGUUGGCAGCAUCCUGCAGCCCCCCGGGCUCUGCUCCGGGGAGCCCUGUGACCCCCAAACCCAUGGGCUGGGGGAGGACAACGUGACACCGGCCAACGGGGAGCCCCAGGGCAGCCAUGGGAGUGAUGGUGACGAUGAUGGUGACGGUGAUGAUGAUGAUGAUGAUGGUGACAGCGACCAUGAGCUUGGCACUGUGAGAGGGGGGAGCAACGAGACAGCAUCCACUGAUGGCCAUGAGGAGUUGGACACUGUGGCCACUGACCUGGUGGCAUCAGUAAUGCCCAGCCCACUGGCCACUGACCUGGUGGCAUCAGUGACGCCCAGCCCGCCGGCCCCUGUGGCCACUGACCUGGUGCCAUCGUUGAUGCCCAGCCCACUGGCUGCUGACCUGGUGGCAUCAGUGACACCCAGCCUGCCGGCCCCUGUGGCCACUGACCUGGUGGCAUCAGUGAUGUCCAGCCCAGUGGCAACUGAUGUGGUGGCAUCAGUGACACCAAGCCUGCUGGCCACUGACGUGGUGGCAUCGUUGACGCCUAGCCCGCCGGCCCCUGUGGCCACUGACGUGGUGGCAUCGUUGACGCCUAGCCCGCCGGCCCCUGUGGCCACUGACGUGGUGGCAUCGUUGACGCCUAGCCCGCCGGCCCCUGUGGCCACUGACGUGGUGGCAUCGUUGACGCCUAGCCCGCCGGCUACCGACCUGGUGGCAUCAGUGACGGCCAGCCCGCCAGCCCCUGUGGCCACUGAUGUGGUGGCAUCGUUGACACCUAGCCCGCCGGCUACUGACCUGGUGGCAUCAGUGACAGCCAGCCUGCCGGCCCCUGUGGCCACUGACGUGGUGGCAUCGUUGACGCCCAGCCCGCUGGCUACCGACAUGGUGGCAUCAGUGAUGGCCAGCCCGCUGGCCCCUGUGGCCACCGACCUGGUGGCAUCGUUGACGCCUAGCCCGCCGGCUACUGACCUGGUGGCAUCAGUGACGGCCAGCCCGCCAGCCCCUGUGGCCACCGACCCGGUGACAUCAGUGACGCCCAGCCCGCUGGCUGCUGACCCGGUGACAUCAGUGACACUCACCCCGUCAGCCACCGUGGCCACCGACCCGGUGCCAUCGAUGACGCCCAUCCCACCAGACGAGCUGGCCACUGUGGCCACUGACCCGGUGCCAUCGAUGACGCCCAUCCCACCAGACGAGCUGGCCACUGUGGCCACUGACCCGGUGCCAUCGAUGACUCCCAUCCCACCAGACGAGCUGGCCACCGUGGCCACUGACCCGGUGCCAUCGAUGACGCCCAUCCCACCAGACGAGCUGGCCACUGUGGCCACCGACCUGGCACCACCGGUGACAUCCAUCCUGCCGGACGGCGUGGCAGCACUGUCCCCAGGCCAUGCCCACCAGGAGCUGGUGGACGCGGUGGCCUCAACCGGCGAGUCCCUGGAGCCAGCGGCGACCCCGUGUCCCCCGGAGCCCGUGGCGCGUCCCCCCGGGGAUGCCGGCGAAGCCCCCGAGGAGUGGGCCGAUGCCACCGCUUCCUCCGAGGAAUCGUCCCCGGAGCUGCUGGAGACCUCCCGCUCCCGCACCGACUCCAGCUUCUUCACCGCCCCCGAGGACAGCGCGGGGGAGACGGCCGUCCCCCCCAGACCCCCAUCUUCCGAGGAGGAGGAGGAAGAAGAGGAGGAGGAGGAGGAUGCUGCCCGCCGCUGCCUGGCCCUCUGCCUGCCCCCCUCGCCCCCCGCCGUGCCCCCCACGCUCUUCACCGCCUCGGAGCGGGAGGUGUACGUGGGGGUCCCCCCGGCCCCCCUGGAACUGCUCCAACCACCCGGUGCCUUUUCGGAGAGCGAGGCGGCCUGGGAGGACCGCCAACGGGUCGCCGUCAUGUUACGGGGCUCCUUCGGGGACCUGCCGGCCCCCCGACAGCCCCCCAGGUCCCCCGAGCCCCCCGAGGUGCCGGUGGAACCACCCCCCCAGCCGCAGGCACCCCCCGAGGAUGAGGGGACGGAGGAGCCCCCGGCCCCCCACGAGCCCCCGACCCCUCGGCCGGGCGAUGAGACUGCUGGGGACACCGAUGCCAAAGUCCCAGGGGAUGGUGGCCCCCCGAGCCCCCCCAGCGAGCCCCCGGCCCCCCCCGGGCAGCAGGAGGAAGAGGAGGCCAUGGCGGGGGCGGCGUCCAGCCCCCAGCCCAGCCAAGGGGGGGAUGCUCAGCCCGAGCCCCCCCAGGAGCCAGCGGGGGAAGCAGCCCCCCCCGAGCCCCCCAGCCCGCCGCCGGCCCCCUGCCCUCCUCCGCUCCCCGAACUCAGCCAAGUGCCUCCGCUCGCCGCCACCGCGCCCUCCCCGCCAUCGUCACCCGGCCCGGAUCGGGCCCACGGCCCCCGGGACACCUCAGGGCUCCCCGCCGGCGAGGAGCAUCCCUCCGUCCUGCCGCCGUCCAGGAAGCACCUUGAGGCCCCCCAGCCCUCCCCACGCAAGGAGAAGGAGCCCCGUGGGCGGCAGGCGGGGGCGGGCGGGCGGGGGCCCCCCCGGGGGUCCCUGCAGUCGGAAUCGAGCUCCUCCAGCGAGGGGGACGCCCCGGAGCCCUGCCCCGACAUCCAGCGCCUGCGGGAAGCCGCCGGCAUCGCCCUGCGCCAGGACAAGCAGCCCCCGGCCCCCCGCCGCUGCGAGGCCAACCAUAAAGGGUCGUGUAACGAGUCGGAGAGUAACGACGAAUCCAUCCCGGAGCUGGAGGAGCCGGAGGGCUCGGAGCCGCCGCCGGCCCAGACCCAGGCGCAGCUCACCCACUCGCUGGGCACCGGGGAGGAGACCGUCAGCAAGGCCAAGCAGAGCCGGAGCGAGAAGAAGGCCAGGAAGGCCAUGUCCAAGCUGGGGCUGCGGCAGAUCCACGGCGUCACCCGCAUCACCAUCCGCAAGUCCAAGAACAUCCUCUUCGUCAUCACCAAACCCGACGUCUUCAAGAGCCCCGCGUCCGACAUCUACAUCGUCUUUGGGGAAGCCAAGAUCGAGGACCUGUCGCAGCAAGUGCACAAGGCGGCGGCGGAGAAGUUCAAGGUGCCCAUGGAGCACUCGCCCCUCAUCACGGAGACGGCCCCCACCCUCACCAUCAAGGAGGAGAGCGAGGAGGAGGAGGAGGUGGACGAGACGGGGCUGGAGGUGAGGGACAUCGAGCUGGUGAUGGCCCAAGCCAACGUCUCGCGCCCCAAAGCCGUGCGGGCGCUUCGGCACAACAACAACGACAUCGUCAACGCCAUCAUGGAGCUGACCAUGUAGCGGCCGGGGGCGGCCCGGCCCCUGCCCCCCCCCCCCCCCCAACUCCCUGUAUAGAUGCACAGUUACUCCCCCCCCCGCCCCCCCCUCACCCCGCCGCCAUCCUUCCUCUAGGACCCCCCCAUACUCCUCCUCCCCGUC
Messenger RNA from Chroicocephalus ridibundus (black-headed gull), 5105 nucleotides. It is a transcript of the gene NACAD, whose product is annotated as NAC alpha domain containing. Lineage: Eukaryota; Metazoa; Chordata; Aves; Charadriiformes; Laridae. The transcript has 9 exons. The coding region runs from base 153 to 4967 and encodes 1604 amino acids. The record is from RefSeq and is a predicted model, not a curated record. Gene Ontology annotation, cellular component: nascent polypeptide-associated complex; cytoplasm. Gene Ontology annotation, biological process: protein targeting to membrane.